This is a messenger RNA of Drosophila willistoni, 1209 nucleotides long. Its product is annotated as eukaryotic initiation factor 4A. Gene Ontology annotation, molecular function: RNA helicase activity; RNA binding; ATP binding. Lineage: Eukaryota; Metazoa; Arthropoda; Insecta; Diptera; Drosophilidae. The record is from RefSeq and is a predicted model, not a curated record.
UUUGCUUGGUUUUAACAAAAUCAGUUAGCACGUGUAUAAAAAGUGCCAAAUAAUAAUCAGAAAAUGGAUGAUCGAAGUGAUAUAGCUCAAGAUGGUCCCGCUGGCAUGGACCCUGAGGGUGUCAUCGAAUCGACCUGGCACGAGUCUAUUCAUGACAUGAAUUUGCGCGAGGAGCUGCUGCGCGGCAUCUAUGGUUAUGGUUUUGAGAAGCCAUCGGCCAUUCAACAACGCGCCAUCAUUCCCUGCGUUAAGGGUCGCAAUGUCAUUGCCCAGGCGCACUCGGGUACUGGCAAAACUGCCACCUUCUCGAUUGCCAUUCUGCAGCAAAUCGACACGACAUGUCGCGAAUGUCAGGCCACCCAAAUCCAACGUGUGGUCAUGGCUCUUGGUGAGUACAUGAAGGUGCAUUCGCAUGCCUGCAUCGGUGGCACCAAUGUCCGUGAGGAUGCCCGCAUUCUGGAAUCCGGCUGCCAUGUGGUUGUUGGUACCCCUGGUCGUGUGUAUGACAUGAUCAAUCGUAAGGUGCUCUGCACUCAGUCUAUUAAGCUGUUCGUUCUGGAUGAGGCUGAUGAGAUGUUGUCGCGCGGUUUCAAGGAUCAAAUCCAGGAUGUGUUCAAGAUGCUGCCACCAGAUGUGCAGGUCAUUCUGUUGUCUGCCACCAUGCCACAUGAUGUGCUUGAAGUCAGCCGUUGCUUCAUGCGUGAACCAGUCAGCAUUCUGGUCAAGAAGGAGGAAUUGACCCUUGAGGGUAUCAAGCAGUUCUAUGUGAAUGUUAAGCAGGAGAACUGGAAAUUGGGUACAUUGUGCGAUCUAUACGAUACCCUGUCCAUUACCCAAUCGGUCAUCUUCUGUAAUACCAGACGCAAGGUCGAUCAAUUGACUCAGGAGAUGUCUAACCACAACUUCACAGUCUCGGCCAUGCAUGGUGAUAUGGAGCAACGUGAUCGUGAAGUCAUCAUGAAACAAUUCCUUCUGAUUACAACUGAUUUACUGGCGCGUGGUAUUGAUGUCCAGCAGGUGUCAUUGGUUAUUAACUAUUAUCUGCCCUCGAACCGCGAGAACUAUAUCGGUCGCGGUGGUCGUUUCGGUCGCAAGGGUGUUGCGAUCAACUUCAUCACAGAUGAAGAUCGACGAAUCCUUAAGGAUAUUGAACAAUUUUAUCACACAACAAUUGAGGAAACGCCUGCUAAUAUUGCCGAUUUUAUUUAA